Messenger RNA from Aspergillus tanneri, 390 nucleotides. RefSeq names its product SCP2 sterol-binding domain-containing protein. The transcript has 3 exons. Bases 1 to 390 code for a protein of 129 amino acids. The record is from RefSeq and is a predicted model, not a curated record. NCBI's taxonomy places the organism in Eukaryota, Fungi, Ascomycota, Eurotiomycetes, Eurotiales, Aspergillaceae. Gene Ontology annotation, cellular component: cytosol.
AUGUCUCUCAAAAACGAUUCCUUCCCUUCCUCCGCCGCCUUCGAUGUGAUCCAAUCUACCCUUCAGGGUGACGCUGCCGAGCGCAAGGACGCUGUCGACAAGGCCAAGGUCGUCGUCGCUUUCAACCUCAAGAACUCCAAGGGACAGGAAGAGAGCUGGUAUUUGGACCUCAAGGAAAAGGGUGUGGUGGGGAAAGGCGCUGCCCCUUCCGGUGGAAAAGCGGAUGUGACCCUCUCUCUCUCUGAUGAAGAUUUUGCUUCCCUGGUUUCUGGAAAGGCCAACGCCCAGCGACUUUUCAUGGGAGGCAAGCUCAAGAUUAAGGGUAACAUCAUGAAGGCGACUAAGAUGGAACCCAUCUUGAAGAAGGCUCAGGGCAAGGCCAAGCUAUAG